This is a messenger RNA of Mobula hypostoma (lesser devil ray), 1130 nucleotides long. RefSeq names its product carbonyl reductase 1 (gene cbr1). The coding region runs from base 60 to 986 and encodes 308 amino acids. The record is from RefSeq and is a predicted model, not a curated record. Lineage: Eukaryota; Metazoa; Chordata; Chondrichthyes; Myliobatiformes; Myliobatidae. The transcript is spliced from 3 exons. Gene Ontology annotation, molecular function: carbonyl reductase (NADPH) activity.
GAUAUUUCCCAGCCACCUGCUGCAAUCGCGCAUUCCACAGCCGUCGUGCUGGUAGAGACAUGUCGACGCGAGUGGCGGUGGUGAGCGGAGCCAACAAGGGCAUCGGGCUGGAGGUGGUGCGGGCUCUGUGCCGACAGUUUGACGGGGACGUGUACCUGACAGCCCGGGACGUGGGCCGCGGGCAGCAGGCGGUGGAGAAGCUGCGGCAGGAGCAGCUGAAGCCGCUCUUCCAUCAGCUGGACAUCGACAACCUGCCGAGCAUCCGAAAGCUGCGCGCGUUUAUGCUCGAGAAGUACGGGGGCAUCGACGUCCUGAUUAACAACGCUGGCAUCGCUUUUAAAGUGGCAGAUCCAACCCCGUUCGGCACCCAAGCUGAAGUGACGAUGGCCACCAAUUUCUUCGCCAGCCGGGAUAUGUGCACUGAGCUUCUCCCAAUCAUCAAACCUCACGGAAGAGUGGUGAAUGUAUCCAGCAUGUCCGGUGCCAGAGCUCUGAAGAACUGCAGCCCGGAACUGCAGGUGAAAUUCCGCAGCACCACCAUCACGGAGGAAGAAUUGGUGGAGCUGAUGAGGAAGUUUGUUGAGGAUGCUAAAAAAGAGGUGCACACCCAGCAGGGCUGGCCCUCCCAUGCCUAUGGGGUUACAAAGUUGGGGCUUACUGUCCUCUCCAAGAUCCUUGCCCGGAGGUUGAGUAAGGAGAGAGCAGCAGACAAGAUCCUCUUGAAUGCCUGCUGCCCUGGUUGGGUGAAAACCGAUAUGGCUGGUCCUAAUGCACCCGGCACAGCCGAAGAGGGGGCUGUGACCCCCGUUUAUUUAGCCCUUCUACCAGAAGGUGCAGAAGGCCCACACGGAGAGGAGAGUGGUGAAUGUAUCCAGCAUGUGCGGUGCCAGAGCUCUGAAGAACUGCAGCCCGGAACUGCAGGUGAAAUUCCGCAGCACCACCAUCACGGAGGAAGAAUUGGUGGAGCUGAUGAGGAAGUUUGUUGAGGAUGCUAAAAAAGAGGUGCACACCCAGCAGGGCUGGCCCUCCCAUGCCUAUGGGGUUACAAAGCUGGGGCUUACUGUCCUCUCCAAGAUCCUUGCCCGGAGGUUGAGUAAGGAGAGAGCAGCAGACAAGAUCCUCUUGAAUGC